GUGUGACUGACAUAAAUCACAGACCUGUCCAGGCGAAGCUCUGACAAGGUUCCUCCGGUUGCAGUGACCGUAUUCUGUACUGAGGAAACCCGGCAAAGUUUCUUUCUGUCCGGGAAACUAGGAGACUUCUUUUGGUCUUUUACACUUGAAGGAUCUUCGGUAAUGGAUCAAUUAAAAUCGGUCCUAAGCGGCGAAGAGUCGCGACGGGAGGACCGCAACAUAUUACAGUCUGUGAAUGAAGCCUCCACGUUAGGCUGGGGAACACGCAUAAAAGGAUUCAUCGCCUGUUUCGUUGUGGGAGCUGCGUGUACAGUUGUGGGAGUGUGCAUGCUGUUCUUGCCCAAGGUUGGUCUCACUCUCUUCAUUGUCUUCUACACAUUUGGAAACAUUUGUGCUCUUUGCAGCACAAUGUUUCUGAUGGGCCCGGUGAAGCAGCUGAAGAGGAUGUGUGAUAAAACAAGAGCACUGGCCACCACUCUCAUGCUAACCUGCCUUGUUUUAACUCUGUGUGCAGCUUUCUGGUGGAAGAACUUUGGACUUGCUUUAUUAUUUUGCAUUUUGCAGAUCUUGUCCUUUUCUUGGUACAGUCUGUCAUACAUCCCCUGUGUCAGGGAGGCAAUCUUGAAAGGUGUGGCUCUCUGCAUAAAGUGACACUGCUGUUUGGAGCAAAGGAUAUAGGCUAAAUUAAGUAUUUUAAACACUGGGAUGGGGCUCUGGAAGAAGCUGCUCAAAACCUCCUGCACUAAUGGCUCUGCUUGAAGAGUCUGUGAUUCUUCAAGGCAAAAUAGGCAAAACACACCUUUUACCUCAAUAGAUUUUUUUUUUCUGUUGAGUCUAUUGAUCAUUUUUAAGUGAAUCUUAACUGUGGCCUUUAAUUGUAUUAUGCGUAAAUAUCUGUACAAAUAAAUACAUUAAAGCUUU
This is a messenger RNA of Girardinichthys multiradiatus, 921 nucleotides long. RefSeq names its product SFT2 domain containing 2a (gene sft2d2a). Bases 163 to 651 code for a protein of 162 amino acids. Gene Ontology annotation, cellular component: membrane. Gene Ontology annotation, biological process: vesicle-mediated transport. The record is from RefSeq and is a predicted model, not a curated record. The transcript has 8 exons. NCBI's taxonomy places the organism in Eukaryota, Metazoa, Chordata, Actinopteri, Cyprinodontiformes, Goodeidae.